GUAGAGAUCGGACCCGGGUAACUCUCACCUUCCGACGGCAGUAUCUCGGUGUACAUACAGUUUUUGAGACAUUUCCUUUCGUUAAUCUAUGGAGACUAAGAUACGUUUCCGAGCACAGUCUUCCUAAAUGGAUACGGCUCAGGUUCAACCUAGUCAAUAAAAAGUAAAAUCCUGUCCCUAAGAUAUAUAUUUUUGGAACUAAACCAGGGACAAUACCUACUCAAAAAGAAUAAAAGAAGUGUUGAAUGAAGAUGGGCCAGUCACAGAUUGUUACUAUGUUUAGUAUAUGUGGAUACGAUGUCGUGCUCUCAAAGUGGAUAUUGUCAUCGGAUGUAAGCACGAACCCAUGAAUAUGGGCUGAAGUUAACGGCAUGGAUGCAGCAUGGGUUUUCUGGAUGACCCUGGCAUUGCUCUUGGUGCAAUCCGAUGGCCUUACCCUUAGGACAACGGGGGCAGAGUCUCCUCAGUCGACCCAACUGCGUCUGAUGACGAAGGCAGAAGGCGACGCCCUACAACGAAGAGUUCCUGCCAUUAGAGAGAACGAAAUAGCCGCCAUUUUCCGAGGCGUGGCUUACGGGGCACCUACUCAAGGACGCCCGAAUGAUUCUUCAACAGUUCAAGUGACCACAGAAACCAUCAUUUUCAAUUUUCCUUCCACGUCCUCUACAUCUUCCUUUCGAUCAGCAGUGUCUACAUUAGGUCCACCAAAAUUCGCCAGUGAAGUCCCAGUCUCACAUGGAAACCACCGUGAUAACGACAGACAAGUAACUUUGCAUAAUCAUACUUCUAAUUUUAAAGACAUCCGUGAAAUUCCACAGGCAAUCGAUACCUCCGAGGGCCAAGGAACCAAAGAGGGUCCUGUCAAUAAUGAUAUUUUAGUAGUUCCCACUUAUGUCCCUUUGGCCACAAGCCAUACGGCCCUUGACAUCAGCAGAAGACCUGAAAAUAAUGGAAAGGGAAGUAGAAUUGAUGGCUCAAAUAAUAAAGGUGUUUGGAUCAGUGGCUUCCCUAAUUCUCUUGAUGGAAUAGCAUGGUCAAUCCACGUUUAUGUAUCAGUUGGUCUCUUCACUUUGCUGGGAUUGGUAUCACUGUGUUUAAUGGCCAGAGUGGCCCUUUGUACCCACUUGUUACCGAGGACACAUUAUCUGUCACUCCAUAUAUUCAUUUUCUGUGCCUCUUUUGUGCGCAGCUUAGAUAUUUUGCUUGAAAGCCAUGACAUGAAAUACCUAUUUCCUAUCACCAUAACAAUGGUUGCUGGAGAGUUUGGCUGGCCUUGCCUGACAGCAGCUCUUGCAGUAUUGUUAAUAGCAGUGCUGAAGGAAUGGCAGCAUCCAAAUCAUCCCCACCGAGCUUUGGUCCUAUAUUUGUUUACUGGCUUACACCUAGUUGCAUUACCUAUUGCUCAUUUCUCAGUGCUUUGGCUUGAACAAGAUAACAUACCUGUUGUAGUGAUAAUAAGGGCUUUUUCAACAGGCUGGGGUGGGGCCAUAGGCAUUGGUGGAAUGUGGGCAGUAUGGAGAGAAAGCCGGGACAAUUCCUCUCAUAUGACUGGCGUGCAAUCCAACAACAAUGUGAGAAACCAUCCCAACAUCUCACAUCCAGCCCGAUUGGUGUUAACAGCAGCAUUGACUCAGCUUCUCCUUGCAGGACUCCACCUCUACAGCCUUCUAGUGCCAAAUUCCCCUGAGACACAUGCAUGGAUCUGGUGGAGUUGUGUCACUGUCUCUAGGGGCUUAGAGCUGAUUGUGGGCAGCACCCUCCUUACUGCUGCAGCUCUGACUUUGACCCGACAGAGCCCAUGCAACGUUUUUAGUAGCUGUUGUCAGAAGCGGACUGUGGAAAUUGUGCAUCCAGCAGAGAUCAAAAUGAUUCACCCAAUGGGUGUUUACACUCUGCAGCCUGCCAGACCCAAGAAUGAACAUGCUCAAACCAUAGCUGCGUUAUCUUUAAGUAAUUCUUACAAAGAGAAACGAGACCAGAGUAGCUUAGACUACGUUACCUCAGAUUUUCAACUUGUUUGGAGUCAUUCUCGUCAAAGACCCCUUGGUGCUUCUCAGAACACACAACACCUCUUAGGAGAUGAUGGCGUUCUUCAGUCAUGUACUGACAAGCCCUUUAAUGACCUGCCAAAUGCUCACAUUCUCACACAUAAACCGAGAAUCGGGGUCAUUGACCCUUUUCUAGGUCCUAGUGCAUUCACUGCAGUUGUGCCCAGAAAUAGAAUGUACGUAGACCCGCAGUCCUGCUUACCACUUCAAGAAGAUCUCAAGUCUUCCCAAGAUGGUGGUCUUAACUAUGCCAGUAAAAGUUCGACCUUAUUGUCUGGUAGUAGUGGGAGUAGCAAGCUCUAUUCAUCCCCUCAAAUUCCUCUCAGAUCUAGCAGGAGCUGGGAUGAGAUCUCUACAGGUCACAUCUACGAAGAUUUGACAAAGACCAAACACGGGUCUGUUGAUGAGGGUUUGUCAGAUCUCUCUGAUCUUAACAGUGAGAACAUGAAUGACCUCUUCUUUAGUGAAGCUGGAAGUCCUGUCUUCAUCAGGCCUGCUAGGAAACAACAGAAGCGCAAUUAUGCUGCUUGCUACAUAAGGGCAAAUUAUCUAAAGCAAAAUUCUGUUCCACCUCUUGCCAUCAUGUCUCAGCACAGGGAUUCUGGUGGAAUUUUUCAGCCUGAUCCUUCCCAGACGGUGGAAAGCCACAAGAAACCCAUCGAGCUGUCUGGAAACAAACUAAAUUCCACCCAGCGUUCUAUAACAAAGCAGAAUUCCACCCAAGUCUCAAGUAGUCGACAAAUGUCUAGCCAGAACCCUCUCAAUGAGUUUUGCCCUGACAUAAUACCCACAAAUAGCAAAAUUGCCCCGUUGCCUGACCUUCCCACAACUCACAACUCCAGCCAGCAUGUUGCCAUCCACACUCCUUCAACCCGAACCACUUCCAUGAACCAGUUGCCCUCCGGAUCAACCAAGCCUAGGGGUAAACUGUAAACUUUUGAUCAUGUAUAGGGAUAAAUUUUAAACUGGAUCAAGAUUUUUAGGGGUCAAAUUUUAAACAAUUUUCAUUAUUCAUAGGGGGUAAACUGUGCACUAUUUCGCAAAUAUACUGGUAAACGUUAAACAUCUUCAGCAUUUUAGGUAUAUACUGGAUCACUUUUUGUAGGGGUAAACUGUAAAUUGUCACGAAUCUGUUAGGGGUAAAAAAGUAGAAUAUUUUAUCGUUUAAGACAAACUAUUAAUUUCAUCACAAAUAUCAAAGGAUACUACUCAACGUUUAGCGUGUCAAGGUAAACUUUAAAUAAAGCCAUGAUAUUUAUGGGUAAAUCGUUUUCAAUUUAACGUAUAACUAUUAACUGCGUUACCAAUGGCACAAAGAAGAAUAAAUAAUGCUUAUGAUUUCAAGAAUAACGUGACAUCAGUAGUAUUCUGCCCUCUUUAAAAUAAUCUUUGAUUGUCUUUUUCAAAAUAAUGAAUCCAUGAUUGUUUUUUAACAGUUAUAUCUACUUUAUGCUAGAAAAAGUACGGGGGGAUUAUUCAUUCCCGAAAUGUGAAAAAAGUAUUGUAAAUGUGACUUGAAGACUUAAUUUCUUAUUCAUAUUUUACUCAUUCCUCACAGUGGCUGUCUUGACUACAGCUUAAGUAUCAAUAUCUUACAUUCAGGUGUGUUUUCAGUUGCGGGUAUUUCUUUAAGAAGAGGUAAAAGCUAAUGAAAUUCAAGAAAGCAAAAGAGAUUAUCAAAUGUAUAUAUUUUUUCUUUUGCAUUAAACGAUUCUAAUUUUUUCCGAUUUAAGUUUUUGUUUCAUUAUCUCACACGUUUUUUUAAUGUUAUUGCUGUAGAAAAUUAUUAUACUCUGAAUCCCCACAUCAUAUCAGCUAUGUAAAUACUUGUUACUGCUUUUAAUAUUAGUUACAAGACCCGGGCCUUUCCCUGAAGUUAUUCUGUGUUGAAGCAAGGUGCCUCCUCCCUCCUCCCCCCUCGCCCCUCUCUCCCCUCCCCUCCCCACCUCCAGAACCUGCAGAUUCCUCUUUCACCGUCAUAGAUUAGUGUAUAAUCAAGCUGUGUACAUACAUUAUAACACAUGGACAUGAUUUCUUUUACACGCAUGUAAGCACACAUGCACACACUCACAUAAACACAAAUUUAGUAUGCAUAUGUGUGUCUGCUGCAUUGCUAAUUCAUGCACAUGCAGUUAGAUACAAUACAUACACACGAGUACUCAUAUUAUAUUUGUAUGCAAGUAUACAUAUGUAUACAAAUAGGUUACGGUAAAAAUAAAUGUCAGAUGUACUUUUUGCUUAUGUAUAAUAAUGUAUUUAUUGACCUGAACCUAUAUUUUUUAUACCGCUUUCCAUAUGAUAGGGACGAAUCUAAGCUGGAGGUCAGUGUACUAAGUCAAGUUGUCACAAUUGUUUAUUCACUGUGCCAGUCAACGGCAGCUUCUACGGUUGUCAAAUCCCGGUGAUUACGGUGAAGGAUCAGUAGUAACCAGCGACGGUGUCAAUCAUGAAAGUUGGUGGCCAAAUUGAGGAUCAGAAAUGAACAUAGGAUUAGUUGCCAAGCAACGUUGUCGGUCAUAAUAGGUAGUGGUUAAGCUCAAGAAUCUAUCACCAACAAUUGUAUCAAUCACUGCACUUGCAACAGUCCUUAAAAAAUGGUGGCCAAGGGCGGAUCUAUUGCAAUCAAACUUCGUUUGUCAAAGGCGGGUAGCUUAAGUAAAAAAAUUGGUCAUCAACAACUAUAUCUGUCUUCAAAGUCUGAUGAUUAAGGUAGUGGAUCAUUCACUAACUACUGUACCAGCAGCCCAAGUCCAGUGUUUGAGAUGAAGGAUUAUUCAUCAAAAUCUGUCCGCUUCUAAAUAAAGCGGUUAGACCAAAGAUUUAGUCACUUUUGGUUUCAUUAGUUAUCAAAGUUAUCUGGUUCAGGGAAAGAAUUAAUCUCGAUCAAGGGCUUUGUUCAUCAAAAAACCGGUUUCUAAAUUAAAGGACCAUUCAACAAAACCCUAUCAGAUGUAACAUCCAGUGAUGAAGUUCAAUAACUCACAUAGAAAGUUUUUGAAGUCAAGACAGGUCACAUCAGGCAUGCCUCGUACGUUAGGUAUGAUGUGUAAUUUAAUUAAGCCAGUUGUAUUACACCAAGUAUACAGCAUGUUGUAAAUGGCCAUGACAUCCAAAAUAUGUAAGUGAUGAAUGGAUUGAAAAAAAAAAGUUUAUCAUACGGUAAAUGGUAAUAUAUUAUGAAAUUCCCUCACCACUAAAAUGAAGCAAAAAAACUUCAAGAAA
Molecule: messenger RNA, 5270 nt
Organism: Macrobrachium nipponense
Lineage: Eukaryota; Metazoa; Arthropoda; Malacostraca; Decapoda; Palaemonidae
Exons: 2
Coding region: 372-2981 (869 amino acids)
Source: RefSeq, a predicted model, not a curated record